AUGAACCUUAAUCAAGUAAAUAGCACUAUCUUAAUCAGUAUCUAUCUAUCUAUCUAUCUAUCUAUCUAUCUAUCUAUCUAUCUAUCUAUCUAUCAAUUCCUUCUACCUACAUAUCUAUCCCUCCCACCCUAUAUAUCUAUCUAUCUAUCUAUCUAUCUAUCUAUCUAUCUAUCUAUCAAUUCCUUCUACCUAAUAUCUAUCCCUCCCACCCUAUAUAUCUAUCUAUCUAUCUAUCUAUCUAUCUAUCUAUCUAUCUAUCUAUCUAUCUAUCUCAUUCUAUUCUUAUCUGUCUCUAUUCGUAUCUAUCUAUCACAUUCUAUUCUUAUCUAUCUGUCCAUCUAUUCAUCCAUCAAUCCUUCUACCUCCAUCCAUCUAUCAAUUCCUUCUAUCUAUCUAUCUAUCUAUCUAUCUAUCUAUCUAUCUCAUUCUAUUCUUAUCUGUCUCUAUUCGUAUCUAUCUAUCACAUUCUAUUCUUAUCUAUCUGUCUCUAUUCGUAUCUAUCAAUUCCUUCUACCUAAAUAUCUAUCUAUCAAUUCCUUCUAUCUAUCUAUCUAUCUAUCUAUCUAUCUAUCUAUCUAUCUAUCAAUUCCCUUCUACCAAACAUCCUAUCUAUCUAUCUAUCUAUCUAUCUAUCUAUCAAUUCCUUCUACCUAA
Molecule: messenger RNA, 654 nt
Organism: Acanthosepion pharaonis
Lineage: Eukaryota; Metazoa; Mollusca; Cephalopoda; Sepiida; Sepiidae
Source: the annotation of a GenBank genome assembly